AUGGAGAAAAUUAGAAGCAUUAGUACUCUUCUUAUACUUUUCUUCAUUUUGUUCUUAGCUUCUUCCAAUUAUACAACAGCAUCUGAGAAACAUGAGUAUGCGGGAGAGUUCAGCUAUGAGUAUGAUAGCGAAAGGGGACCGGAACGAUGGGGAGAAAUACGAGAAGAAUGGAGUAUGUGUAAGAAUGGAAGGAUGCAGUCUCCAAUUGAUCUUUCGAAUGAGAGAGUUGAAAUGGUUUCCCAUUUAGGGAUUGUUAAAAGGAAAUACAAGCCAUCCAUUGCCACCCUCAUUAAUAAAGGCCAUGACAUGCAGUUGAGUUGGAAAGGCGACGCGGGAUCUAUAAAAAUAAAUGAAACUGAAUAUGAACUCGACCAAUGUCAUUGGCAUUCACCUUCCGAGCAUACCAUUAACGGUCAAAGAUUUGAUCUCGAGGCUCACUUGGUUCAUAAGAGCAAGAGCGGAAAAAUUGCCGUUAUAAGUAUCAUUUACAAACUUGGACAUGCCGAUUAUUUCUUAAGCCAGUUGAAGGAAGAUUUGAUAGACCUUAAAGACAAACUAGAAAUGGAGAAAAUGGUGGGGAUUGUAGAUCCGAGAAUGAUUGAGAUUGGAAAUCAUAAAUAUUACCGUUAUCAUGGUUCUUUAACUACUCCUCCAUGCAAUGAAACUGUUAUUUGGACCGUCGUCAAUAAGGUAAUGACAGUAUCUAGAGAACAACUAAAAGUGUUGCGGAAGGCAAUUCAUGAUGAAUCCGGGAGCAAUGCUAGACCAUUACAAUCCAUAAAUGAACGUACAGUUCAAUAUUAUAAUCCUGAAGAUUAUUAA
This is a messenger RNA of Impatiens glandulifera, 822 nucleotides long. Its product is annotated as alpha carbonic anhydrase 7-like. The record is from RefSeq and is a predicted model, not a curated record. The coding region runs from base 1 to 822 and encodes 273 amino acids. Gene Ontology annotation, molecular function: carbonate dehydratase activity; zinc ion binding. The transcript is spliced from 5 exons. Lineage: Eukaryota; Viridiplantae; Streptophyta; Magnoliopsida; Ericales; Balsaminaceae.